Ornithodoros turicata is the source of this 1029-nucleotide messenger RNA. RefSeq lists its product as uncharacterized. NCBI's taxonomy places the organism in Eukaryota, Metazoa, Arthropoda, Arachnida, Ixodida, Argasidae. Bases 1 to 1029 code for a protein of 342 amino acids. The transcript is spliced from 9 exons. The record is from RefSeq and is a predicted model, not a curated record.
AUGACACGAGAAGCUGUCAACUAUUUCUGGUGUCGUUUUGUUCCCUCAGACUCAAGGGUCGCAUCAUGUGGCACGUCUGGCAUGGAUAUGUCGCUUGCAACUAAAGACGAUGAUGAUGAAGAAUGGCUCGACCCAAAGGAUACUUCGUACUGCCCAGAUGAAGCUUCUGGAGGCGACAUGUCUUUCAACAUUGUGGAAGAGCCAGAAGUUGGGACUGCAGAAGAACCGAAGUAUGUUGUCUUUGAGUCCUGUCUCAAGCAGUUGCUCCAAAGGUGCCCGCAGUGCUCAGCCCCAGACUGUGAAGUUUCCCUUAGCUGCAUUGGCACUAUGGUGAAGGCAACUAUCAGCUGUCCAAACUCCCACAUCACAAAGUGUCCAACACAACUGCUUCGAAUGUUCUCCUUCAUGGGCAUUAGAACCAUACAGAAGACACAGUUCUUCAAGUUCCAGCGUUGUUACAUGCUGCCUGCUGUUACUGAGGUGUGGCAGUUAGAGCAAUCACAGCUGCUGCAACAGUUGAAGGGAAGGGAGCUAUGCCUCGCCGGUGAUGUCACCGAAGUUAGUUCCAGCAACCGCAUGGAGAGGGAAGGCCUAGAGCGAGCCCUGACGUUCCUCAACCAGCAGGAUGUGUCCAUCUCUAUGCUUGUCACUGACAGGCACACUGAGGUGAAAGCAUUUAUGAAGCGGACCUACCCUACCAUAAGACAUCGGUUUGAUGUGUGGCAUGUUGCCAAAGGCAUAAAAAAGAAACUGGUUGCAGCAGCUGCGGGUAAAAGGCACAACGUUAUUCAGAAAUGGUGCCCAACCAUCGUGCGCCAUCUUUACUGGUGUGCACGUAGCAGCAACGACGAUGGAGCCUUGGUGCUAGCAAAGUGGAGGACCAUACUACGACAUGUGCUAGAUAUACACGAGCACCCAGACUCCCUGCACCCAAAGUGUGCCCAUAGCGACUUAGGGGAACGUCUGUGGCUGGACGAGGCUGCAGCUGCUUUACACUACAAGUGUGUCGAGUUGUACAUUGCUUUCUGA